Syzygium oleosum is the source of this 1219-nucleotide messenger RNA. RefSeq lists its product as uncharacterized. Lineage: Eukaryota; Viridiplantae; Streptophyta; Magnoliopsida; Myrtales; Myrtaceae. The transcript is spliced from 3 exons. The coding region runs from base 66 to 1055 and encodes 329 amino acids. The record is from RefSeq and is a predicted model, not a curated record.
GCUAGUUCCCAAAGCCCAUCCUCUCUCUCGAGCUCUGAUCAAACGGGGGGUCAAGAAAACGAGCGAUGUCGACCCACCCGUCGAAGACCGACUCGGAGGUGAGCAGCCUCACCCCGUCCUCGCCCGGCCGCUCCCCGCCGCGCCGCCCCCACCCGGCGUACUACGUCCAGAGCCCCUCCCGGGACUCCUCCUCCCACGACGGGGAGAAGACCACCAACUCCUUCCACUCCUCGCCCGCGCUGCUCAGCCCCUCGGGCUCCCCUUCCCACCCCUCCCACCACUCCUCCCUCGGCCCGCCAUCCCGCGGCUCCUCCUCCUCCACCCGAUACUCGGGCUCCCUCAAGCCUGCUCACCGGAAGGCCCACCCUGGCGAGGAGCGGGGCGGGAGGGCCCGGCGGGGCAAGGGGUUCGAUGCGAUCGAGGAAGAGGGGCUGCUCAAUGACGGGGAGGGCGGCGGGGCCGGUGGGGUGCCGCGCCGGUGCUACGCGGUGGUGUUCGUGCUGGGGUUCUUCGUGAUGUUCUCCUUCUUCGCGUUGAUUCUGUGGGGGGCGAGUCGGCCCCAGAAGCCCAGCAUCGCCAUGAAGAGCAUAGUGUUCGAUCAGUUCGUGGUUCAAGCCGGGACGGACUUCACCGGGGUGGCGACGGACAUGGUGUCGAUCAACUCCACGGUGAAGCUCACGUUCCGGAACACGGCCACCUUCUUCGGCCUCCACGUCACCGCCACCCCUCUCGACCUCUCCUAUUCCCAGCUCAGCCUCGCCACCGGAAGCAUAAACAAGUUCUACCAGUCGAGGAAGAGCCAGAGAUCGAUCACGGUGACGCUGAAGGGGGACAGCAUCCCGUUAUACGGCGGCGGGGCCGAUCUGAGCAGCGUGAACGGGGCGCCGACCCAGCCGGUGCUGCUCUCGCUGGCGUUCCUGGUCCGGUCGAAGGGGUACGUCCUGGGGAAGCUGGUGAAGGCCCGGUUCAACCGGAGGAUCCGGUGCUGGGUCACCAUGGAUCCCAAGAAGAUGAGCGUCGUCGUUCCCUUGAAGGACAAGUGCACUUACCAGUAAAAGAGCGAGAGGGAUGCAUGUGAUUGGAUCGUUAUUAUGUGUAAGUAUAGGUCCUAUUGUUUCCAUUUCUUCUAUUCUUUUUCUUCUUAUUUUCAAAAUUUUUGUUGUUUCCAUUUCUUUUAUGCGAGAUAUAUAUGAAAUUAGAAAAUAAAUAUUUUGGGUUC